Balaenoptera musculus (blue whale) is the source of this 655-nucleotide messenger RNA. It is a transcript of the gene NDUFC2, whose product is annotated as NADH:ubiquinone oxidoreductase subunit C2. Gene Ontology annotation, biological process: mitochondrial electron transport, NADH to ubiquinone. The record is from RefSeq and is a predicted model, not a curated record. NCBI's taxonomy places the organism in Eukaryota, Metazoa, Chordata, Mammalia, Artiodactyla, Balaenopteridae. The coding region runs from base 160 to 522 and encodes 120 amino acids. The transcript has 3 exons. Gene Ontology annotation, cellular component: mitochondrial inner membrane.
UGCACGGGGAAGUGUUUGAGCGCCGCACCGCCUCGCGCCAUGCCCUUCAGCCCCGCGCUCGGAGGUGAAAGCUCGUGGCUUGGGCCCCGGCCGUGGUCUUGGUGAUUUUCUUUGUAGUUGGAGGUCAGAGGCCAGGCCUCAAGUGCGAACGGCCUCACCAUGAUGAACGGCCGGCCGGGCCGAGUGCCCUUACAGUUCCUGCCGAAUGAGGCCCGGAGCCUGCCGCCGCCCAAGCUAACCGACCCGCGGCUCGUCUACGUCGGCUUCUUGGGUUACUGCUCCGGCCUGAUUGAUAACGCGAUCCGGCGGCGGCCGAUGGUGUCGGCCGGUUUGCAUCGCCAGCUUCUAUAUGUUACUUCCUUUAUUUUUGUCGGAUAUUAUCUUUUAAAACGUCAAGACUGUAUGUAUGCUCUGAGGGACCAUGAUAUGUUUGCAUAUGUAAAGUCACAUCCAGAGGAUUUUCCUGGAAAAGAUAAGAAAACUUAUGGUGAAAUUCUUGAAGAAUUCCAUCCAGUGCGUUGAAGUCUCCAAAAUGCUUGCUCUGGUUUCACUGAUACCGGUUUUUUCUGAAUUUUGUGGAACUGUUUCUAUGACAUCUGAAGUGUAUGGUAAUCUAUACGUUAACACCUUGUGAUUAAAAUGGUAAUCAUAAGCA